AUCGAGGAAGGCAUGGCAGGCAAAUAAGGAAGGUAUUCCUAGCAAAGGAACCAGCAUAUGCAAAGGGAAGGUCCAGGUAAGGAACCUGAGGGACUGGCCUAUGAGGAAACGCAGGAGUCUCCAGGGCCAGGGGUCUCCACCUCCCGGUUAAGGUCUGUUGGUGAACAGCCAUUGAAUGUGUUAACACUGCAAAGUGAUGUGGCCAUAUUGUGGUUAGCGAGAGCCCCCAGCUGCCACUAAGGUGGCCUCUGGGGUGGAGAAAGAGGCUGCCACUAGUUCUCUGGAGUGGUGUUUGCAGGCAGUGAGUCCAAAGAGGACAAAUUAGGUGACACACCAGGCAGUCAGGCAGGUCCUAACCCAAUAUGGGCUGGGCCUCAUGAGUUCACCUGGGGGCAGCACUUGGGCUGGACAGUGCGAGGCCCCCUUAGCCGACUCCGCAGAGCCAGCAGAGGGGAGGAAGGGGCACUCCCGUGGAUGCCUGCUGUCAAGGACCAAGGCUGCCCACGAGGGGAUGCCAGCGGGGGGUGGGGGUCCAACAGUGUGGCCACAUGGUGGCAGCAGAGAACCAACUGUUGACCCCUAAACGGGUGGCCCGGUGAUCUAGGAGCUCCUCCCAGCCCCCAGAAGUCUCUCUGGACGUCCAGAGGCAGGUGGGAGAACCCCUGACUUGGUGCCGAGCAGACAGUGUUGUUUCAGUUUUGUCCUGCAUGUCUUCAGACAGGGUGACUGUGGAACACAGGGUCUGUGACACAAUGUGGAUGGGUUCGUUCAUUUCCGGGCCAAUUCCUGUUAGAGAAGGGACUGCCUCUCACAUAGCCUCUGGCGGGGCGUGCACGCAGUGCUGGGUGUGGCUGUCCGCCUGCUGUUUCCUCUCCCAGUUGCCAGGUGCUUGAGGGGCACCAGUCUGCAAGGGGAGGGGGUCCAGUGCAAGGUAUGGGGAAGUGGUGUCAGGGAUCCAGAGGGCACCGUGCUGGGGUGGGUGUAGCACAGGGCCUGUGGGACCCAUGGAAUGGACCUGGCACCACCCGGGGCGGAAAGGCUUCCUGGGGGAGGCGCCGUGUAAGCUGUGAGAGGAGGAGGAGGGGAAAGCGGUGCCCCAGGAAGGAGGAACAAAGAGCACAGGCUAGGCGGGGCAAUAGGGGAGGUACAGCUCCCAGGGUCGGGCUGAGUCCUGUUGGGCUGAGGACUCUGUCCCGCACCUCCUUGUCCCCCAGAGCCACGAGCCCCAUGGUACAGUCCCUCCAUCCUCAGCCCAGAGCUAUCCUGUGAAGCUUCCCCUCCCUCAGGGUCCACGCCCACCUAGCUAAAGGGGCUAUCAGGCUGAGGAUGCCCCCUAGGGCACCCCUCAGUGUUAGGGGGCACUAGUUACCCAGGAGCGGCCACUGAAGUCCAGAUGAGAGAGGGCAAGAGCAGAUAGGUUGCGUCCCCUAUCCCGCCCUCCACAUGUCACAGCCUGGAGAGAGAAGGCCAGGCAGCCACCUAGUUACAACUACAUCCCCAUUCAGGGUCAGGGAGUCUGAGGCCCAGCAUGGCUGACAGCAGUUUAGUGGUGCCCGGAGAGCCAAGGCCCGUUUUCCCCCAUCUGGGGCCCUGGGGGCAGGGGCAGAGGCAGAACGGAAGGACAGCACUGCGUGGGUAUUACCCCCGUUCUGCAGCCUCUACCUUCUGAGGCAGGUGGUGGGGCCAGAGCCAGGCCCGGCCUCCCCAUCAGCUGCCUCUCCUCCGACUACUGUGCAGCCAGAAGGGCCGGCCCCAUCUUAUAACUCCUUCCGCCCCAGACACCAUCCUGUCCCUGACGGCCCAGGGCAGACCCCUGCCCACAGCAGGGGCGCCAGUCCUGGGGUCCCCAAACAUCUCCCCUCCUCGUCCGCACGCUCCUGGACUCUGUUUUCUCACGGUGGGUCCCCCUGGCCCUGCCCGGGCCUGCAUCUGAGGGUGUUGCUGAAUACAGGCCCCAAAGGCAGAAUCACCCAGGCGGCCCGCCCCCUCGUCGUGGCCCAGGCUGUGGUGGGGGCGGGAUGGGGCAGCUCAGACCUGCUCCGCAACCCCCGCGCCCGCGCGCAGGCCUCCCGGGGACGGUGCCCCAGAGAAGGGGCCGGGCGGGCUUCCGGAGGCGGGGCGGCGGGGCGGGGCCGCCCUCUCGCUCCCCGCGCCAGUCCGGGCCGCGGCUGGGCGGCAGGGAGGACGGCCUGUUGGCUCCCCGCCGGGUGUGCAGCGCGCCCGGUGCUUGGCCCGAGGGCGGGGCGGGCGGGAGGCGGCCUGUGGGCCCCGGGGACCGGCUCCGGGCGCGGGCCCCAAUGGAGCCGUCGGCGCCGCCGCUGCUCGUGCUGCUCGCGGUGGCCGCUGCGACCGAGUCCUGGCAGUGCCCGCGCAUCCCCUACGCCGCCUCCCGCGACUUUGACGUGCAGUACACGCUGCCCAGCUUCUCCGCCGGCGGCCCGGUGCAGGCCGUGGCCACCUACGAGGGCGGCGGCGACGGGAGCGCCGUGUUCGUGGGCACGCGCAACCGUCUGCACGUGCUCGGCGCCAGCCUGCAGCCCGUCGAGAGCCUGACCACCGGCCCUGCCGGGGACCCUCGCUGCCAGACCUGUGCGGCCUGCGGCCCGGGCCCCCACGGCCCUGCGGGGGACACGGACGCGGUGGUGCUGGCGCUGGAGCCGGCGCUACCCGCGCUCAUCAGCUGUGGCUCCAGCCUGCACGGCCGCUGCUUCCUGCACGAGCUGGAGCCCCGCGGACCCGCAGUGCACCUGGCGCCGCCAGCCUGCCUCUUCUCGGCGCACGGCAACUGGCCCGACUACUGCCCCGACUGCGUGGCCAGCCCUCUGGGCACCCUGGUGACGGUGGUCGAGCAGGGACACGCCUCCUACCUGUACUCGGCCUCCUCGCUGGACGCGGUGGUGGCUGCGACCUUCAGCCCCCGUUCGGUGUCGGUCCGGCGCCUCAAGGCCGACGUCUCGGGCUUCGCGGCCGGCUUCGCCUCGCUGUCGGUGCGGCCCGCGCUCCUGGCGUCCUACCGCAUCGAGUACGUGUACAGCUUCCAGGCCGGAGCCUUCGUGUACCUCCUGGCGCUGCAGCCGGCCCGCGUGGACGCCCCCGGCGCCCCGCACACGCGCCUGGCCCGGCUCAGCGCCACCGACGCGGGGCUGGCCGACUACCGCGAGCUGGUCCUCGACUGCCGCUUUGAGCCCAAACGCCGGCGGCGCGGGGCCCACGAGGGCGGGCAGCCCUACCCCGUGCUGCGCGCGGCCCACGCGGCCCCGGUGGGCGCGGGGCUGGCCGCGGAGCUGAGCAUCGCCGAGGGCCAGGACGUGCUGUUCGGGGCCUUCGAAGCCAGCAGAGAGAGCAGCACGGCUGUGGGCCCCCACUCUGUCGUCUGCGCCUUCCCCGUCAAGCUGCUGGACACUGUCAUCGAGCAGGGAGAGGAGCGCUGUUGCGACCCGCCGGUGCCCCCGGGCCUGCGGCGAGGCCUCGACUUCUUCCAGGAGCACAGUUUUUGUCCCAACCCGCCUGGCCUGGAGGGCCCCAGCCCCAACGCAAGCUGCCGCCACUUCCCUCUGCUGGUCAGCAGCAGCCUCUCACGUGUGGACCUAUUCAAUGGGCGGCUAGAGGCAGUGCAGGUCACUGCACUGCACGUGACACGCCUUGGCAAUGUCACGGUGGCCCACAUGGGCACGGCCGAUGGCCGCAUCCUGCAGGUGGAGGUGGCCAGGUCUCUCAACUACUUGCUGUAUGUGUCCAACUUCUCACUGGGCAGCAAUGGGCAGCCUGUGCAACGGGAUGUCCGUCGCCUUGGGGACCAUCUGCUCUUUGCCUCUGGGGAACAGGUCUUCCAGGUACCUAUCCAGGGCCCUGGCUGCCGCCACUUCCUCACCUGUGAGCGUUGUCUACGGGCACAGCGUUUCAUGGGCUGUGGCUGGUGUGGGGACAUGUGUGGCCGGCAGAAGGAGUGUCCUGGCUCCUGGCAGCAGGACCACUGCCCCCCUGAAUUUACCAAGUUCCACCCCACCAGCGGACCUCUAAGGGGCAGCACGAGGCUGACCCUGUGCGGCUCUAACUUCUACCUGCACCCCAAUGGUCUGGUCCCCGAGGGCACUCACCGGGUCACUGUGGGCCAAAGUCCCUGCCAGCUGCUGCGCAAGGACAGCUCCAACAUCAGCUCCAUGCCCCGGAAGGACUAUGUAGAGGAGCUUGAAUGUGAGCUGGAGCCCCAGGAUGCCCAGACAGCUGGGCCUGCCAACAUCAGUCUCAUCGUGACCAACAUGCCCCCAGGCAAGCACUUCCGGGUAGAUGGCAUCUCCAUACAGCAAGGCUUCUCUUUCAUGGAGCCCAGGCUGACAGCAGUACAGCCCCUCUUUGGCCCACGGGCAGGGGGCACUCGCCUCACCCUGGAAGGCCAGGGCCUGGCUGUAGGCAACAACCGGACUGUGCUGGUCAACGGGACUGAGUGCAGGCUGCAGGGGGUCAGCGACGGACAGCUUUUCUGUACCACACCCCCCGGGGCAGCUCCGGCCAGUGUUCCCAUUCACCUGCAGGUAGGGGGCGCCAUGGUGCCUGGCUCCUGGACCUUCCACUACCGAGAGGACCCGGUUGUGCUGGGCAUCAGCCCCAACUGUGGCUACACAGGCUCCCAUGUCACCAUCCGUGGCCUGCAUCUGACAUCAGUGUGGUACCUCAAUCUGUCCUUCCAUGACGGGCUCCGGGCAGUGGAAAGCAGGUGUAUGGAGCAGCUCCCGGAGCAGCUUCGGUGCCGCCUGCCUGAAUACGUGGUCCGAGGCUCCCAGGGGUGGGUGCCAGGGAACCUGAGUGCCUGGGGGGACGGAGCGGCUGGCUUCACGCUGCCGGGCUUUCGCUUCCUGCCCCCACCCCACCCACCCAGCACUGACCUGGCCCCCCUGAAGCCUGAAGAGAAUGCCAUUAAGUUCGAGUACAUCGGGCUGGGCGCUGUGGCUGACUGCGUGGAUGUGAACGUGACCGUGGGCGGUACGAGCUGCCAGCACGAGCUCCGGGGGGAUGUGGUCGUCUGCCCCCUGUCUGCCUCCCUGCAGCUUGGCAUGGACGGCGCUCUGCUGCAGGUCUGCGUGGAUGGUGGAUGUCACUUGCUGGGCAGGGUGGCACGGCUGGGCUCCGAGGGGGUCCCGCAGAAGACACUCCUGGGCAUCCUGCUGUCCCUGCUCUUGCUUGUGGCUAUACUGGCCACCGUGCUGAUCCUCAACUCCCAGCGGAGGAAGCAGCUGGCCCUUCCCCUGAACCCCGAGCACCUGGCAUCGUUGGAGCAGACGGGAGCUGUGCCCCUGCCUGUCCUGGGCUCAGGCUCUGACUACAGAGGAGGCUUCGGUGAGCUGGUGGAGGUGCCGGAAGCUGGGGCCGUACCCUCUGCUGCACAAGCCCCUAACUCCUUCUCCACUGCAGCGCCUGGCACUGACGGGCCGGAUUCCACCCCUCGGGGCCACAAAGCAUGCUGCUCAGACAGUGGGGAUGGGGCCUGCGUCCCACUGCUGCAGACCGAGUCCACCCAGCUUGGGGACCUGGACCCUGCGCUCCUGGCUGAGGUCAAGGACGUGCUGAUUUCCCAUGAACGAGUGGUGACCCACAGUGACCAAGUCAUUGGCAAAGGCCACUUUGGGGUUGUCUACCACGGAGAAUACACAGACGAAGCUCAGAACCGAAUCCACUGUGCCAUCAAGUCACUGAGUCGCAUCACGGAACUGCAGGAGGUGGAGGCCUUCCUGCGUGAGGGGCUGCUCAUGCGUGGUCUGCACCACCCAAACGUGCUGGCCCUCGUCGGUAUUGUGCUGCCCCCUGAAGGGCUGCCCCUUGUGCUGCUGCCCUAUAUGCGCCACGGAGACCUGCUGCAUUUCAUCCGCUCGCCCCAGCGGAACCCCACAGUGAAGGACCUCGUCAGCUUCGGCCUGCAGGUGGCCCGCGGCAUGGAGUACCUAGCUGAACAGAAGUUUGUCCACAGGGACCUGGCUGCUCGGAACUGCAUGCUGGAUGGGUCAUUCACGGUCAAGGUGGCUGACUUCGGCCUGGCCCGCGACAUCCUGGACAAAGAGUACUACAGCGUCCGCCAGCACCGCCACGCUCGCCUGCCUGUCAAAUGGAUGGCGCUGGAGAGCCUGCAGACCUACAGGUUUACCACCAAGUCUGACGUGUGGUCAUUUGGUGUGCUGCUCUGGGAGCUGCUGACACGGGGUGCCCCACCAUACCCCCACAUCGACCCUUUUGACCUCGCUCACUUCCUGGCCCAGGGUCGCCGCCUGCCCCAGCCUGAGUACUGCCCCGAUGCUCUGUACGCAGUGAUGCAGCGCUGCUGGGCUGAGGACCCUGCGGUGCGACCCACGUUCAGAGUGCUGGCUGGGGAAGUGGAGCAUGUGGCCACUGCACUGUGCGGGGACCACUACGUGCAGCUGCCCGGGGCCUACGUGAACCUGGGCCCUGGUGCCUUAGACGAGGUGAACAUGCCCCUGCAGCCGUCCCUGCUCACACCCGAGCGCAGGAGCCCGGGGCAGCCCAGGCCCCUCUCAGAGCCACCGUGGCCCACGUGACUUCAGCCCUGGCAGGUGCUGGUGGCCCGACUACAUGCAGGCCAGGGAGUUGCCCUGAACUGGCCUCUGCCCCCAUCCCUGCCCCUUAUCCUCCAGGACCCGUGGGAGGGGAGCAGUGCCCUGCACAGAGGGGAUCUCCAAGGACAGUUCUCGAUGUAAAGAGUAUUUGGGGAGCACCUCUCGGUGCUCUGCCCACUGGACACAGGGGUCCCACUGUGAACCAGUAAAUGAACAGGUGAAUAUUCAA
Messenger RNA from Manis javanica (Malayan pangolin), 6792 nucleotides. It is a transcript of the gene MST1R, whose product is annotated as macrophage stimulating 1 receptor. The record is from RefSeq and is a predicted model, not a curated record. NCBI's taxonomy places the organism in Eukaryota, Metazoa, Chordata, Mammalia, Pholidota, Manidae. Gene Ontology annotation, biological process: phagocytosis; multicellular organism development; cell surface receptor protein tyrosine kinase signaling pathway. Gene Ontology annotation, cellular component: plasma membrane; signaling receptor complex. Gene Ontology annotation, molecular function: transmembrane receptor protein tyrosine kinase activity; ATP binding; protein binding.